Molecule: messenger RNA, 757 nt
Organism: Tachysurus vachellii
Lineage: Eukaryota; Metazoa; Chordata; Actinopteri; Siluriformes; Bagridae
Gene: cldn35
Product: claudin 35
Exons: 1
Coding region: 1-687 (228 amino acids)
Biological process (GO): bicellular tight junction assembly; cell adhesion
Cellular component (GO): plasma membrane; bicellular tight junction
Molecular function (GO): structural molecule activity
Source: RefSeq, a predicted model, not a curated record
AUGGUGAAUACAGGUAUGCAGCUGAUCAGCUUCACCUGCGCUGUUACUGGCUGGGUGAUGGCUAUCGCAGUGACCGCACUGCCCCAGUGGAAGGUUACAGCUUUCAUUGGGCCCAACAUCCUGACCUCGGAGAUCGUGUGGCAGGGCAUCUGGAUGAACUGCAUCUACCAGACCACUGGGCACAUGCAAUGCAAGACUUAUGACUCCUUGCUAGCGCUUCCGCCAGACAUCCAGGCAGCCCGUGCCCUCAUGUGCGUGGCCAUCUUCCUGGGCUGGCUGUCCUGCACGGUGUCCUGUUGUGGAAUGAAGUGCACCACUUGCGCCGGGGAUGAUCGCCAUGCCAAGGCUGGCAUAGCGCUGUCCGGCGGGGUGCUCUUCAUCCUAACAGGCCUGUGUGUACUCAUCCCCGUGUCCUGGACAGCCAACACAGUGGUGCAGGACUUCUAUAACCCCAACGUUCCUAUCCAGAAGAAGCGUGAGCUGGGCCAAGCCAUCUAUCUGGGCUGGGCAGCCGCAGUCAUUCUCAUCAUCAGCGGCAUCGUGCUGAGCUCCACCUGCUCCUACAUCGAGAACGGACACUACAGACGUGGCUACAUGGGCCGCAGCUUUGCUAAUUCUAGGCCGUCCCCGCUGGAUCCCCCAAAACCCAUCACCACCAACAGUGUGCCCCUUAAGGAGUAUGUCUAAGGUGGAAGGCAAGUGAUAGCAUUUCCAUAAGACUUAAAUGGAGAUACAUCAGGGUCAGUCAUGUAAAAUA